AUGGCGCAACAGCUUCCGAAUCGACUCCAGUCGACGCUCUCAACACUGCUGCUGUUGGGACUGUCACUUGUUCUAGCACCUGUGUCUUUCCUCGUAUCGCUAUCGUUCUGGCUCACGCAUGCUGGAAUCCAGCAAAGUGUUCAGAAUGUCGAUCAAUCGCAGUCGUCCGCGGCUCUUCCGAAUGGUCCUCGCCUGGCUCCGAAGGUUCCGCGCACAGUGCUAGUCAAUGGGGCGCGCAUGCAAAAGUCGCUCGCCAUCUGCCGUACCUUCGCUCGCAACGGUUGGAAGGUUGUCCUUGUCGAAGAACAGGGCUGGGGGAACCUUGCCGCCGCCCGCUUCUCCAACUCGGUAUCUACCUUCCACCUGCUGCCAUCAUCAUCGCUAGCUGCCGACAAACGCUCGCGUCAUCAAGUUACUCCCUACAUCGAAGCACUGGUGCGCAUAGCACUGAGGGAAAAAGUCGACCUCUUCUUUCCUUGUUCUGGAGCCGGCAGCACAGGUCAAGAUGCUAUCGCUGGCCAGAUCCUGCUCGAAAGAACCAAUGGACGAGUUCGCAGUUUGAUUCAGACGCCUGAGCUGGUCGAGGCACUGCACGAAAAGGAUCGCUUCAUCUCUCUUCUGCAGCGUCUCGAGAUGGCUGCACCGCGAAGCGAGAUCGUCUUUUCCGUCGAUGAUGCCUUGGCAAAGCUGCAAAGCGACGGGUAUCCCCGAUCGAUCCUCAAGUGCGCUGCAGAGCUGGACGACAUCGGCAGAGCCGACAUGACGCUAUAUCCGCUGUUCAGUUCAAAGACGUACGAGCCGGACUGGGAGAGCACACGCAAGCGGCUUUCUAGCCUUUCCAUCCCGCUCUGUGCACGCACGCCUUACAUCUUGCAAGAAUUCAUCGGCGAUCGAAUCGACAAAGCCCAGCUCGACGGCAGCGACAGCAGCGACAGCAACAUCAUACGGUCCUCGGAAUGGUGUACGCACGCCACCGUGGUUGAUGGAAAGUUGACAGCCUUCGUUUGCUGCCCGAGCAACGAUAUGCUCAUGACCUAUCAUCCAGCAUCUCAUACUAUAGUGGGCGAGCUGGCGUUGCGAUGGACGUCGAUAUUCUUGUAUCGGCUCGAGAAGCUCGGUGUUUCAUCCGACUCCAAAUCUGCGCUCCCGUCAAGUACUCUGACCAGGGACAUACAGUGGAAUCGAGACACGCUCGUUGGCAGGCACGCUGCCGCGGAAGCGGGUAUCACGGGCCAAUUCAGCAUGGACUUUAUCUACCAACCUGCUACCUCGAGCGAGGCUGAGAGGUUGGUGGCGAUCGAAUGCAAUCCGCGUGUGCACACUGCCAUCUGCUUGCUGGUCAACAACGUGCGGCUAGGCGAAGCGCUGGUUCCGGCGUCCAUGUCAAGCAAAGGUAGUUCUGGCGAGCCAGCUAUUCAGGUGGAUGCAGUCGACGAGAUCACGUAUCUGUCGUAUCUCUCUCUGCCCGUCAUGGAGAGUGCUCCUGAUGCGAUGCUGUCGACGCAAGCCGAGUUUCAAGUGCUCAGCUCGCUGCCUCCUUCCUGGGCGUCUUCGCGUGUUCGGUUCUAUCACUCGAAACAGCUGCUUCAACGUGCUUACUCUGCCGCUGACCUCUCGCUGCCCGUCAGCUGGAUCGGGCACGACCUACCAGCUCGCAUCCUUCCGUCUACCCGCCUGCUCCACCAUCCUUGGCUGCAAAGCGCGAUGAAAGCCAUCCACCCUCUCUGGUGCGCCACUACGCCCAGUGCGAACUCGAUCAGCAUUCCAACCUCUACUGGCAUCGUCACAUUCGACCUAGCAGCUUCAGCCAUCUUGCCCCCACUCACCGAUCCGAGCUUUGCAAAAGACGAUCCUUGGCCGUUGUUCGCACUGUACCAUCUGCAAUGGCCUCACCUGCUCCUCUGGCAGCUCGCCGUCAGGCGCAACAAGUGGAGCAGAAUCAACGUCUCCACCGCACGCAUCUUUGAGUGUUGA
Mycosarcoma maydis (corn smut) is the source of this 1974-nucleotide messenger RNA. RefSeq lists its product as uncharacterized. Bases 1 to 1974 code for a protein of 657 amino acids. Lineage: Eukaryota; Fungi; Basidiomycota; Ustilaginomycetes; Ustilaginales. The transcript has a single exon. The record is from RefSeq and is a predicted model, not a curated record.